AUGAAGCCUCCAUUCUCUUCCACCUAUCCCUCGCCGUAUAUCUCCCCUCCCCGCGCUCCGCCAUAUCUUCCCCCGCACGAGCAACCUCCGCCCAUCCCAUCCGCCGCGCCCGCUGUCUUCCCCUCCCCGCACCUCAACUCCCCCCAUUCCCCGCGUUCCCCUUACUCCCCCCGUUCCGCGCGAUCUCCGCCGACCUAUUCCCUUUCCGCCUGCUCCCCCGCCACCUCCCCGCCACUCGCUUCACCCUUCCUCCCCAACUCCAUUGCGGAAGCUGCGCGCUCGUUCCUAUCUUCCGCCGUCCUCUCCCCCUUGGGGGAAACCAUUAAGGCUUCCGCGGUGGCGGGGGAGAGACGGGGGGGAGUUGGCGGUGUCGAUUCGGGGAAACGUGGGGAAGCAGGCGCAAGCAGCGGAGCGGCUAGAGGCGACGGGAGGGACGGCUGCGGAGGAGGCGCGAGCUCGGGGGACGGCGGAAGGAACCCUGGCGGAGCAAGCGGAGCAGGCGGAGCGGCGCUGGGCGGAGAAAGACUCGCGGGUUUAAAGGCUUCCGCCAGGCGCGCGGCGGAGGAGGAGGCGGCGGUGACGAUGGGUCCCGCGGCGAUCUUCGGGGCGCCGCUGAGAGGCGGAGCGGCGGCGGCGGCGGCGGGCGCGUGGGGGUCAUCGGCGCAAGCAGCCGCGUUACAUGCGCCUUCGUUACAAUCACAUCCGCAGCAGCUGCCGGCAGGAUCGCGGCGCUACCCGUACAUGCACACUGCCAUCUACGGAUGCGGGUUUGGGGAGGGGAUGGAGAAGGUUGUGGGGGUGGGGGAAGGGAAAGGGUGUGGGGGGGGUGUGGGGAGGGGGGGGGGAAGGGGUAUGCGUGGAGGGGGGGAGGGGAAAGGGGUAUGCGUGGGGGACAGUUGGGGUGGGAAAGAGGGGGGGAUGGGGAGGGGGGAGGGGAGGGGGAAGAUGGGGAAUGUGCAUGGGUGCGCACUGCGCUGGGUCUUUUACUGCUAUGACUCACUCCAUCACUCUCCCCUCGUCAUUUUCUUACGUGAAUCCCCCCACCCCACUUGCUUCCCGCCGCCCCUCCCUCUGCACUCAUGUUCCCAAUUCUUAACUGUAACCACUACUGUUCUGCCCCUCCCUCCCUGCCUCCCUCCCUGCCUCCUUUCCUCGCUCCCUCCCUCCCUCCCUCCCUCCCUCCCUCCCUCCCUCCCUCCCUCCCCCCCCCCACUCCCUCCCUCCCUCCCUCCCUCCCUCCCUCCCUCCCUCCCUCCUUCCCUCCCUCUCUCCCUCCCUCCCCCCCUCCCUCCCCCCCUCCCUCCCUCCCUCCCUCCCUCCCUCCCUCCCCCCCUCCCUCCCUCCCUCCCUCCCUCCCUCCCUCCCCCCCUCUCCCCCUCCCUCGCUCUGCGUGCACUGUCCGUGCAACAGGGGACUGGAGUCGCUGGCAGCGUUUCUGCUGCAGCGCUCUGCUCCCUUUUACAUUCAAACUUCCUCUCGUCAUCCACCAACGGUUCCACCUCCCCCUUUCUUAUCCCCCUUUCCCCUCCCCAUUUCCCCCUCCCCCUUUUCCGUCCCCUUUUCCCCCCCUCCCCUUUCCCCCUCCGCUUUCCGCCUCCCUCUUUUCCCCUCCCCUUAUCCCCCUCCCCCUCUCUCCCCCCCCUCCAUCCCAUUUCCCCUUCGCCAUCCCCAUCCCACCAGCCAUCGUCCUUGCAAUAG
Messenger RNA from Closterium sp. Naga37s-1, 1698 nucleotides. The record is from the annotation of a GenBank genome assembly. Lineage: Eukaryota; Viridiplantae; Streptophyta; Zygnematophyceae; Desmidiales; Closteriaceae.